Messenger RNA from Aegilops tauschii subsp. strangulata, 546 nucleotides. The record is from RefSeq and is a predicted model, not a curated record. NCBI's taxonomy places the organism in Eukaryota, Viridiplantae, Streptophyta, Magnoliopsida, Poales, Poaceae.
AUGGCAAGGAACCAAGAUGCUGCGGCCGAGGAGAGGAGGUUGGCGGUCGAGGAGAGGAGGGUGGCGGCCGAGGAGAGGAAGGUGGCAUUGGAGGAGAGGAAGGUGGGCAUGGAGGAGCGAUCUGGGUUGUUGGAUUGGGAGAAGUACUUGUUCUUCAUGGACACAUCUAUCCUCAAUGAGGCGCAAAAGGAGUAUGUCAAUCUUGCCCGUGAAGAAGUCUUGAUCCAAAAAAGAGCCAUGAUUCGCAGCAUGGGUGGCGGUGGCAUUGGCGGCAUGGGUGGCGGUGGCAUUAGUGGCAUGGGAGGCAUCGGUGGCUUCAGAGCUACCAUGGGCGGCAUGGGUUCCAUGGGUGGCUUUGGAGCUACCAUGGAGACCAUGGGAGGCAUGGGUGGCUUCGGAGCACCUCCGGGCGGCAUGGGAGGCAUGAGUUUUGCGUCUCUCAUGGGAGGCAUGGGAGCACCUCCGGGCGGCGUCGGCGGAAUGUCUUCCGGUGUGCCUCACACACCUUCACAUGAUGCCGCUGAAGAUCUUGCCAACACCUUCUGA